Molecule: messenger RNA, 911 nt
Organism: Labrus mixtus (cuckoo wrasse)
Lineage: Eukaryota; Metazoa; Chordata; Actinopteri; Labriformes; Labridae
Gene: ndufa8
Product: NADH:ubiquinone oxidoreductase subunit A8
Exons: 4
Coding region: 139-657 (172 amino acids)
Biological process (GO): mitochondrial electron transport, NADH to ubiquinone
Source: RefSeq, a predicted model, not a curated record
CUCCCAGCUGACAGCAGCAGGCGCUGUAACCUUCUCCGCGGCCUCGUAGCUCGUCCUGGAGCUAGACGAGGACCUUGAAUGUUUUUCUGCAGCUGUACAUAAUCUUUGCCGUUCGUGUUGCUUUACAUACGCACAGCCAUGCCCACAACGCCGGAAGCUCCUACACCACAGGAGCUGAAUGUGGAUGAGAUAAAUGUUUCAUCUGCAGUGCUGAAGGCUGCCGCUCACCAUUUCGGCUCCCAGUGCGACAAACCCAACAAAGAGUUCAUGCUCUGCCGCUGGGAGGAAAAGGACCCCAGAAAAUGUCUUGAAGAAGGAAGGAAAGUUAACGAGUGUGCACUCAACUUCUUCAGGCAAAUCAAGGGAAACUGUGCUGAGUCCUUCACCGACUACUGGACCUGUCUGGAUUAUUCCAGCUUGGUGGAGCUUCGUCGCUGCCGUACGCAGCAGCAAACCUUCGACAGCUGCGUCCUUGAUAAACUGGGCUGGGAGAGACCUGACCUGGGAGACCUGUCGAAGGUGACCAAAGUGUCAACUCCACGACCACUGCCUGAAAACCCCUACCACUCUAGACCUCGUCCUGAACCAAACCCAGCCAUCGAGGGUAAGCUGGAGCCUGCCAAACAUGGCAGCAGGCUAUUCUUCUGGACCUGGUGAUGCAGCUUCAAAGUGUCAGUUUCCUUCCAAAGGCAUGAGCCCUGUUCAAAAAUACCAUUGUCACCAUUGUGAUAGUUGAGGGGGUUUAAUUCUUGAGGUGCAGACACAAGCAGAGGGAGUUUUUGCCACCUUAAUGUCAUGUAUGAGAGUUGUAUUUUUGGGCAGAUCUCUUCAGCAGCUGUACAUCCAGUAACAUCAAAAAGUUAGAUAAAGGAAGGAAGGAUGGAUGAUUAUGUGAACAAAGUCCAUUGAUC